Molecule: messenger RNA, 3136 nt
Organism: Malus domestica (apple)
Lineage: Eukaryota; Viridiplantae; Streptophyta; Magnoliopsida; Rosales; Rosaceae
Product: receptor-like protein EIX1
Molecular function (GO): protein binding
Source: RefSeq, a predicted model, not a curated record
GCAAAAACCUGCCUACGUCCUCCGAGAGAUAUUGCUCUUCACUAUGAGAAUAACUAGUACAAUAUACACUUGAGUUAAAUCGACAUAACCCAAACCCCAAUCCCUUGUACCCUCACAGAAUUUUACUAAGAGUCUCACUCUCCCCAAGAGCUUCUCACUCUCACUCUAUAUUUUCUCUCACUUGUGUUCUCCUCUGGAUGCUCCCGCAAUCAUCUUACCCUCUCACUCGGCAAGCCCUACUUAACAUGCAACCCCUUUCUUUCUUUACAUUAAAUUACAAAGAAGGCAAGCACACUUGCAUGAAAGCAAACCAGAGUUUACGGGGUCAUGUUUCCAAAGUCCAAAAGCAAACCUACUCUUGCCUUUUCCUUUGUAGCAACUUUAAAUGAUGACUAUACAAACACAAUCAUGAUUGUCUUCCACAAAACAUGCUCCUUGCUUUGCCUUUUAAUCAAGCUCCAAAGCCACUCACGGGUUACAUUAUUGUUGCCAGCUCAAAAUAUGAGCCAAUCACAACAUGAAUAACUUUGAAGGUGUUCGAAUUCCAAAGUUCAUAGGAUCACUAGAGAAAUUGGAAUACCUCAAUCUCUCUGGUGCAUCUUUCGGUGGAGUCAUUCCCCAAAGUUUUGGAAACCUUUCGAGAUUGCUUUCUCUAGACCUCAGCUAUAAUCUUUUUGAACCGAUAGCGAAUGAUCUUCGAUGGCUUCCAACUCUUUCUUCCUUAAAGUACCCAAACCUCGGAGGAGUAGACCUUAGCAAGGCUAAAUCACAUUGGCUUCCCACUGUCAAUAUGCUACCUUGACUCGUUGAAUUGCAUUUGCCCUCUUGUGGACUUUCCGUCCUUCCUCUCACCCUUCCAUCCAUGAAUUUCGCAUCCCUUUCGGUUCUCGAUCUCUCAAACAAUGAUUUCAACUCCACAUUAUCUCCCUGGUUGUUCAAUCUGACUAAACUAGUCACCCUUGAAAUGCACUCAACCAAUCUCCACGGAGCACUUCCAGAAACAUUUGGUAGUUUGACAUCUCUUCGGACGCUUGAUUUGUCGGAAAACUCAAACAUUGAAGGACCGUUGCCAAGAAGCUUGGGAAUGCUAUGCAGCUUGCAGACGGUGAAUCUUCCUAUUAACAAAUUUACUGGUGAGAUUACUGAUUUCGUUGAUAGUUUGUCUGCAUGCACAAACAGCAGCUUAGAGAAGCUGGAUUUGGGAUAUAACAGGCUGACAGGAAAACUGCCGGACUCUUUGGGAAAUCUUAAAAGCUUAAGAUUCCUCAUAUUGCGGUUUAACUCAUUUCAGGGUUCAAUCCCCAAAUCGAUCGGAAAGUUGAAAUCUUUGGAGGAGUUGUACAUUUCAAAUAAUCAAAUGAGUGGGAGCAUCCCUGAAGGUCUUGGGCAGCUCUCGUCGCUGACUGCACUAGAUAUCUCGGAAAACACAUGGGAAGGUUCGAUUACAGAAGCUCAUUUGAUGAAACUUGGAAGCCUUACAGAUGUUUCAAUAUAUAAAAAUAGCCCAAACAUUUCCUUAGUUUUCGACAUUAGUUCCGAUUGGAUACCUCCCUUUAAGCUGAGAUACUUGAACAUUAGGUCAUGCCAACUAGGUCCUAAAUUUCCUACAUGGCUCAGAAAUCAGACUGAGUUGGUCACUUUGGUACUCAACAAUGCUAGGAUUUCGGAUACCAUACCGCAGUGGUUUUGGCAGUUGGAUUUCCAAUUAGAUCAACUAGAUGUCGCUUAUAAUCAGCUAAGCGGCAGGGUGCCUAACUCAUUACGAUUCAUCAGUCCUGGCACCGUUGAUUUGAGUACAAACCGCUUCGAGGGCCCCCUCCCACUCUGGUCAUCAAACAUUACCAUGUUGUAUCUUAGAGAUAAUCUGUUUUCUGGGCCAAUUCCUCGUGACAUUAGUGAAGUAAUGCCCUCUCUGACGGAUCUAGACAUUUCUCGGAACUUUUUGAAUGGAAGCAUUCCCCUGUCCAUGGGUAAUCUAAGCCAAUUAACAACCAUGGUUAUCUCAAGUAACCUGUUGUCUGGUGAGAUUCCUAACUUUUGGGACAGUAUACCAUCAUUGUACAUCCUAGAUGUGUCGAAUAACAGUCUUUCAGGUUCAAUCCCACGAUCCUUAACUUCUCUUACUUUACUCAGAUUCUUGAUACUCUCUAGCAACCACCUUUCGGGCAAACUUCCUUCCAUGAAAAACUUCACUGACAUGAGGAGUCUUGAUCUUGGUGAGAACAAUUUCUCUGGAGCUAUUCCAGCUUCCAUAGGAGAAAGCAUGCCCUCUUUGUUGAUUUUGCGUCUGAGGCUCAACUUGUUUAGCGGAAGCAUCCCUUCGCAGUUAUGUGGUCUUUCCAAUCUCCACAUAUUGGACCUCUCACACAACAAUAUCUCCGGAAAUGUUCCCCGCUGCAUAGGUAAAUUAACUGGCUUCAGUUCCGAUCUCACAGAUAAAGAUACAGAAGAUUAUCUUUACCAGGGAAGAUUGAAGGUAGUGGCAAAAGGACGGGUCCUCGAAUAUAACUCCAUCCUUUACCUGGUCAAUAGUGUUGAUCUCUCAGACAACAACUUGUCAGGAGAGAUGCCUGUGGGGCUAACAAGCCUUACAAGGUUAGGCACCUUGAAUCUGUCCAUGAAUCAUUUGACAGGAAAUAUCCCAGCAAAGAUUGGAGACUUGGAGCGGAUAGAAACUCUUGACCUAUCGAGCAACAAAUUUUCGGGUCCAAUUCCACAGAGCAUGGUUUCUUUAACAUUUUUGAAUCAUCUCAACUUGUCAUACAACAACUUGUCCGGGAAAAUCCCAACAAGCAAUCAGUUUGAAACCUUCGAUGCGUCCAUUUAUGAAGGAAAUGCCGGUCUUUGUGGGCAUCCAUUACCAAAUUGCCAAGGUGGCAAAGAAACGCCUGAGGUUCCAGGUGGAGAUGACGAGGAUGAUGACAGUAAGCUCGAUAAGCUGUGGCUCAUAUUCAGCAUUGUGAUAGGUUUCUGUUUCGGGUUCUGGGGAGUUUGCGGGACUUUGGUCAUCAAGAAGUCUUGGAGAUAUGCGUAUUUCAACUUCGCUGACAAGGUGUAUGCAUAUGUAUUAGCCAUUCUGAAGAAAAGAUCAUAGAAACUGUCAAAUGUUGAAAGCAUAUAUAUGAAUGCAAAUAAG